Molecule: messenger RNA, 2616 nt
Organism: Tachysurus fulvidraco (yellow catfish)
Lineage: Eukaryota; Metazoa; Chordata; Actinopteri; Siluriformes; Bagridae
Gene: hoxd11a
Product: homeobox D11a
Exons: 2
Coding region: 30-869 (279 amino acids)
Biological process (GO): regulation of transcription by RNA polymerase II; anatomical structure development
Cellular component (GO): nucleus
Molecular function (GO): DNA-binding transcription factor activity, RNA polymerase II-specific; RNA polymerase II cis-regulatory region sequence-specific DNA binding
Source: RefSeq, a predicted model, not a curated record
GUUCGUGCUCUCUAACGCCAAACCGAGAUAUGACGGACUACGAUGAUCGCGGUAACUGCGCGUCCAAUAUGUAUUUACCGAACUGCACGUACUAUGUGUCGGCGCCAGAUUUCUCAACUGUGUCUUCGUUUAUACCGCAGUCCACGUCGUGCCAAGUUAAUUUUCCAUACUCUUCUAAUAUAGCUCAAGUCCAACCUGUUCGAGAAGUGACUUUCAGGGACUAUGGACUGGAUCACCCGAGCAAAUGGCAUUACAGGGGAAAUUACGCUUCCUACUAUUCAACGGACGAGAUAAUGCACCGAGAUCUGCUCCAUUCAUCAAGCAGGGCGGAAAUGAUAUUCAAAAACGAGUCUGUGUACAGUCAUCACGGCGGCACGAACUCCGCGUGCAAUUUUUUCACUAACGUCGGCCGAAACGGAGUACUUCCUCAAGGCUUUGACCAGUUUUUCGAAACUGUUAACGGGGGAAAGACCAACCCCGAGUACUCCAGACAAAAGACUGAGCUUACUGUCCCCGGAGAUGCCGCAUAUAAUAAAGUGUCCUCAGAUAGCGCGGAUCAGACGAAAAGAGACACUGAAAGCACAGAGGAAGAAUCUUCACUAUCAGCAUGCGAACAAGAGGGGAAGAACAACGGCUCAAGCACAAAGUCCAGAAAAAAGAGGUGCCCGUAUUCAAAAUAUCAGAUCCGAGAACUUGAACGAGAAUUCUUUUUCAACGUGUACAUAAAUAAAGAGAAGCGCCUCCAGUUGUCAAGAAUGCUAAACCUUACAGACCGACAAGUAAAGAUCUGGUUCCAGAACAGAAGGAUGAAAGAAAAAAAACUCAACCGAGAUCGUCUCCAGUACUUCACAGGAAAUCCUUUAUUCUGAAAUUAUUAGUCUAUUUAAGCAGACCAUGUUCAUGGCUUUCACCGAGCCACGAUUAUGUAUGUUAGUGGGACAAUAUGCAUUCAACCGAAACAGAUACGCAAGCUGAACUGUUAGGUAUGAUGUAUACUUUUAACUAUGCAAAAAUGUUGGUAGCCUAUUACAACAAUGAACUCUUACCUCUGUAAAUAAAAAUUAUAUCCAUACCAAGCAAACGUUCAAAAAAGAAAUGGUACCGAACGAUCGACAAUCUUUUUCUUGUUUUGUUGUUUAAUUGUGGUUGCUACAAAAACGUGAUCGUAUUGUAUCUUUUUUUUAUUUAUUACAAUUUUAAUGGUACAAGGCAACGUAACGAUUGCAGUAAGCAAAACAAAGUUUGAUUACAAUAAUCAAUGCGUGUUUCCAUUAGUGUAGAAUUGUUUAUGCAUUUGUUUCGGUAGCAUGACGUGUAUUGGUGUAGUAAAUAAAUAUGAAUACUUCAGAAAAUUUCUGAACUUUUAAGUGAUAGCUUGUAUUUUGUGUGAGAGAAUGUGCUUGACGUUAUAUUUUUAUUAAAUAGAUUUCUUUUUAAAACAUUGAAAGCAGAAAUGUGCAUGCAAAUUACUAAACAUAUUCUUUAAAUAAACAUAUUUACACUUCGAUCUUUUUAAUGGUAUAAUAGUGUAGUUUGUCGACGCAUUAAGGGUGUGUGCAGAAACAAAAUCAUCACGAUGAAACCCGUGAAAAGCUAUAUAGGCCUAACUAAGGCAGACGCCUCGAGUUUUUUGUUCUUUUACACUAAGGGUGUUUACCAAACCUUGAACCGCGUCUAGACAGUUCAAUAAAGUCUAGCUGUAAAGGUCUAAAUUGGGGGCUAUUGUACCCUCUGGCCAGUCCAAAUGCGACGUUGGCCCUAAACCCUGCACAAAGUUUUCUUUUUUAGACAAGCAUGUGGAUGUUCAUAAGUCCUAUAGAUUUGGAGAGAUUUAGACAUUCUCAUUCAAAUUAUUUAGUAACGCAAAUGAAAACUUGAUAAGUUUGGAAAAAAUGGUAAGUUUUAAAACGACGCAUCAUCGCUGCGUUAGUGACAUUUGUCAAGGUAAGACUUUAAUAUUAACAACAAAGGGUUCCUGUUAUCCUACUAUCUUAUGGGUCAGUGUUGAAAAGUAGAUACAAAUAUGAAAAUCGGUUUUGAACUUCCGUAAUGUCAAGGUCGCCACCCUUAACCCGUUUGUAAAAUAUAGGCGCUUUUUCCGUUGUUUUCUAUGAAAAACUACGCCCUCCAAGAAAUAAAAUACUGCAGCAUGAGCCAACAUGGCCGCGAAGCACUACGCUUCCUUCCAUUCAAGACCUGCUUUCCUCAGCCUUCUACACUGUGUAAUCAAAACAAGGGUUCAGUUCCCUGUUAAAAAAAUAAAUCUAAAAUAUAAAUAAAUAAAAAUAAAUAAAUAUAUGUCACUGUAUCUGGUAUCAUUUUUUAUUAGAAUAACUUGAUAGUAGAAAUGCCUAUUUAGACCUUAUAUUUAUACACACGUGUACUAAAAUAUCAUCACUAACGGUUUUGGUUUUCUGACAAAAAUAAUGUUAACUGCACAAAAAGAAAACGCACGCUAUUAUUCAUUUAAAAAAAGCGGUUUUUUGUUUUUGUUUUAAAGACCUAAACCAAAUAAAAAAUCCCUUUCAUGUAGUCUCAGCCUGUUACAACAACAAAGGCUCGCGUCGAGAGUGUAUGAUUUACAAAAACAAUAGGCCAGAUAAAAGUUAUAGAAUU